CAAAUAAAAUCGUUUGCAAUAUUAUUUGUAAUCUUCCUAUGAUUUUUGCAUUCCUCAGAACAAUAGUAACUUAAUCGCUAUCGAAUGCUACGUAUUUUUAUGUUUACAGAAAUAUCUAAUAGUUUCGAAAAGGUUUUGGCUUCUUUUGUAAUUUGAUUAAGCAUGGCAGAAUCCUCGGAUGCUGUCCAAGAGGCUGAAGAAACAAAAAAGAAAGUAGUUCUUGAAGAGAAAAGCAAAGAAGAUCUUAUAAAAAUUGUGAAGAAACAACUCACUCUAUUACAGAAAGCUAAGGGCAAAACUGAGGAACUCAGCAGAAAAUGUGUGACAAUAGAAGAGGAGAAAAAUCAAGCUAUGGAAAAAAAGGAGUCUAUAAUAAUAGAUUUGCAGCAACAGCUGGAAACUCUUGAACUGAAAAUAUGUAAUUUAACUGAGACUAAAGAUAAAAUUUCAGAAGAGAAGAACAAUGCAAUUACUAAGUUAAAUGACAAAAUAAAAUCCUUAGAAGCUGAAAAGAAUGGCUAUUUUGCAUCACUGAGUGAAAAGGAAGAACAAAUUCAAUGUUUAUCUAUGCAAAUGGCUACUGUUAAAGAAACAUGCCACUGUCUACAAAAUGAACUUUCAAAUUUACAAAAAAUUAAUAAUGAUUUGAAGGAAGAAAUCACUACUUUACUGGAAGCAAGAAAUACAGCUGUGGAAUCGCUUAAAGCAAAAAAUAUGGCACUUGAUUUUAAAACCAGAGAAUGGUCUGAAUUAACUGAUGAAAAUAAUGAAUUGAAAGAGAAAUAUGGUAUUUGCAUUGAAGAAAAUUGUUUAUUGACAUCAAAAAUACAAAAUUUGGAAACUGAAAUAAAGAAUUUACGACAAACAAAUGCUGAACUUCUUUCUAAAACAGAAAAUAUUGAGGUUAAUGACUUCUCUAUUCUCAUUAAUGACAAUCAAAAAUUACAAGAAGAAGUUAAUCAUUUGAGAGAUAAAUGUAAUAAUUUAAAAGAAUCUUGUAGUCCCAUUGAAAGCAAAAUAACUUCUAGCAAUGAGUUGCAAGAACAGAAAAUUUCCGAAAUAAGAAAAGAGAAUUUUGAGCUUCAGCAACAUUUGUGUAAUAUUGAAAGCAUGAAUUCUAAAUUAAAACAGAAACAAAAUUCUUUAGAAGAAGAGAUUCAAAAUCUUUCAGAAAAAGUUCAACUUUUGGAAGCUGACAAACAGAAGCAAUCUUUUGAAUUGGAAUCUAUUUUAAAAGAGAAAAUAGAAUUAAAAGAAGAAAUUGGGAGAUUGAUGUCCUCUCUACAGGAAUUUACAGAAUUUAAAACUGGCUAUGAGUAUGCUCUUUUACAUGGAGCUGCUGCUGAAAGUUUCACAGAAUUAUCUGCUGUUGAAAAUACACAAAAUGUUGAUUCCAAAGAAAUAGUAAAUUCUAUACCGGAACUUGCUAAAAAUAUAUCAAGUGACAAAACCGAUACAUUCUCUGGGAGAGCUAUUGAGUUUGAUGAAGCUGAAUCUGAGAGUGGAUUUGAAUUCGGUAUUCUUAGUGGGGGCGAUAUAAAUGAAAUAUAUAAAAAUACUGAGGCAGAAUCUCCUAAUAGAGUAAUGCCUUCAUAUUCAGAUGAUCAUUUAGUGAGUGAUAUAUAUGUGAUAGAUGAAAAAUCUGUAAUUAAUGAAGAUCAAAUACCUGGGAAAGCAGAAUUGGUGAGCCUAUAUGAACAAUUAAAACUAGAAAAAGAUCAUCUUAAAGAAGAAAUAAAAAAUUUAAAAGCACGAAUUGCUGAAUAUUCUAGUGCUUUAGAAGAAACACUUUCAGAUAACGAAUCUUUAAAACUAUCUUUGGAGAAGUGCCAAAAGGAGCAUUCUUCAGCAAGUUUAAAAGAAGCAACACAUUUUACUGAAGAAACCUCGGAAAUGACGGAAAAAUUGCCUCCAUCAGGAAAAGAAUUUGAAGCAAUUGUAUGUAAUCUAGAAAAUCAAAUUUUAAGUUUGAACAAAAGAAUUGAAUUUUUGGAAACAGAAAAAUCAGAAUAUUGUGAAAGAAAUAGCAGUUUGAUGAAUGAAUUAGAAUCAUCAAAUACCACGAUUGAAAGUUUCGGAAAAAUGUUGCGGGAUUUAGAAAUUCAGAAUAAGAAUAUUAUUCUUCAUUCUGACACACUUGAGAAACAAAAUUUUGAAGUAAGUGAAAAAUUGAGGAAAAAAUGUGAAGAGUUAGAUGAAUUCAAUUCUCAACUUGAGUUACUAAUAACCAAAAUUAAGGAAGUUCUUCACCAUAAGUGCAGCAUAAAUUCACCAUCAAGAAGGAAAGCCGAAAAGCAGAAACUUGAAAAUAUAUAUUUAAUUAAAAUACUUCUGGAAGAUCUGAUAAAAGCUAAUGACAAUAAUUCUCUAAAAAUCAAAAAUCUUGAAGAUACUUUAAAUGAUAUUUUAAUCAAGAAACAUGCUGUUGAGGAAGAAUUACUUCAGAUAAAGGAACUGAAUCAAUUUUUAGAAGAUGAAGCUAGGGAAUUGCGUAAUGAAGUGGAACAAAUGAAGAUUGAUCGCAAUUCAUUACUUGAACCAAUAGAUGAUAAUUACUGUAGAGAUCAAUGUUUAAGAAGUCCUAAUGAGUUAUAUAGUAUUGAGGAAAUAGAUGAUGAUCUUCUAGUUGAUCCCGUUUCUCCAGAAACAUCAGAGUCAACUGUUCAACAACAUUGUACUGAUACAGAACUUACGAUGCAGAAUGUAAAACUGAAUUCAGAAAAUUCUACAGGUACUUAUACUAAAAUAGAUAUUUCUGUUCAAGUUAAUAUUCUUGAUGACAAGAAUAUUGAUAAUACAUUGCUUUCUAAAAAUGAAGAAUUAGAUGAUAAAUUUAGCUCUGAGGUUUCUCAAAAAUUAAAAAGCGCUUGUAGUUGCAAGUCAAUUAUUGAACAAAUGGAAAUAGAAAAUUCCUCAUUGAAAGAUUCAUUGAACGCUAAAUCUGCCUUAGUUGAAAGAAUCCAUUCUGAGUUAGAUGCUCAGUUAGGAAAAGUUGAAGAAUUAACUGAAGAAUCAGAAAUGAAAGACAAAGACAUAAUACAUUAUCAGACCUUAUCAAAAAUGCUACAAGAGGAAUUGAAUGAGUUAAAAAAGGUUUUCAUCACCACAUCAAGUUUUAUGAAACACAUGAAAAAUGCUUUAAAUGAAUUGCAGAAUGAUAACACUAAAUUAAAAUAUGACAUUUCUUCUCUUAACACUUCUUCUGAUGACACUGUGUCUACUAUCAGAAAUUAUUUAAGUACUACAGUUUAUGAAUAUGAAAAACAAAUGAAAGGUUUUUCUGAUAAAUGUACUCACAUGAAUGAAGUUUUUCAUUACUUAAUGUUGCAACUUGAUAAAAUUUCCGAAGAUUUUGGUCUGUGGUUAAAUAUUUUAAUCAGUGCUAAUAAUAUGGGAGAAAAUAUUAUUUCUUUCCCCCCUCCAGAUGUGGAUAUAAAUUUGCUGAAACGAACUUACCAAAAUUUAGAUGUGAAUGACUUAUUUAAAGAUAAGUGUAAUAGUGAUUGUUGUUCAGUUAUCAAUAAUUUUAAGAAAUUUGAAGUAGUCAAGCAGGAAUUGUUAAGUAUAAUGCACAAUAAUUUCUUUAUGUCAUAUCAGUCAAUACUAAACGAACUAAAUGAAUACAAAAAUUCUAUUGUACCUAAUUUAGAAUCAACAGCUAAAAAUUUAGAAGAUAAAUUAAAAGCAAGUAAAAAAGAUGUAAAAGAAGAAGUGUUACUUGAACAAAAAGUAGAGAAAGAGGAUGAAGAAUCAUCAGUUGAAGAUUUAAAAAAGCAAUUAGCUGAUACGGAAAUUAAGAUGACCAAAUGUAAGCAAAUAGCAUUGAAAUUAAAAAAGGAUUUGCAAGAGUCUAAGAAGCAGAUUAAUGAAAUGAAACUUGAAAAAGAAAAAUAUGUUGCUGAAUUAGCUGAAACUCAAAAAGAACUGCAAAAAAUGUCAUCUGAGCAAUUUCACUAUGUUCAAAACUAUCAGAGUUUGCAAAAUGAAUAUGAUAAAACACAAGAUGAAUUAGAAAUUCAAAAAGAAAAUGCCAAAAAGCUAGAGAUAGAUUUAUCAUCUACUUUACUAGAACUCAAUUCUUUGAAGGAAAAAGUAGCGGAUAUGGAUUCUCAGUUAUUGAAAGCAAACCAUAAUCUUGAAAUUGUUGAAUCAACCAAACAGGAAAAGGAAAAAUUAAUUGCUGAAUUAGAGAGUAAACUCAUAAUACUUGAAAGUAAGAAACAAGAGGAAAUUCAUAAAAUUGAAGAACUUGAAGUUGGUCUCAAAGUUAAAAUAGAACAAAUAAAUAAUUUGGUUGAAGAAAAUAAUAAUUUAAAAGCCCAGUUGCAAUCAUCUCAAAAGGAUGAAAAUAAGAAGAAUCUUCUACAUCUAGAAAUGGCUGAUUAUGAAAGAAGUAUUUUAGAGUUGAAUAAUAAAAUUGAAAAGAAAGAUGAUGAAAUUUCUGAUUUAAAACAGAAACUGAGCUGUGAAAUAGAAAAAAGGCAUGGACUUUUGGAAGAAAUAGAAUCUACUGAAAAAUUGAAAGAAACUGAACAAAAAAGAGCUGACAGUUUAAAGGAGGUGUUAGAUAAAACUAAAUCAGAAUUGGCAGUAACUAAAGAAAGAGAAACUGAACUAUUGACCAAAGUUUCACAUCUGCAAAUGCAAUUAGAAAUUGUAAUUCAACAAGAAGAACAUUGCAAAUUACAACUAUCAGAAACUUCAGCUGAAAUACAGCAUUUGAAAGAAAUGCUAAAGACAUCCUCUGAAAAUCAUCAGAGAAUUAUUCAUACCCUUGAAAGCAAAAUCUCUGCUCAAAAACAAGAGAUUCUUUGUGCCCACAAAGAAGUGGAAAGCAUAAAGCAAGAAUUUGAGAAUUAUAAAAUAAGAGUUCAUAGUGUGUUGAAACAACAAAAAUCUACUGCGCCAAUAAUUCCCAUUGAAGAAAAUGAUAAAGAAAAACUUGAAUCGAUGGUUGAUAAACUGAAAAUGCAAGUGAAACAGCUAAGUGAAAAAUUGGCAGCAGUAUCAAUGGAAUAUGAAGCGUUGCAGGAAGAGCAUGACUCACUAUUGCAAAAAUACAACAAAGCUAUUGAAGAAAGAGAAAAAAAGGACUCUGAAUGGCAUACAAAGUUAGAACAGUUGAAUGCUGAGAAAAAUAAACUUCGGGCUGCCCAAGAAGAAUUAUCUUCACAACAUUUAUUACAAAAUGAGAUGUUAGUUUCAACAUAUAAAAAACAAAUAAGGAUUAUGAGUGAUGAACAUAAAAGGACUGUUAAUGAGCUACAAAAACAGCUUGAAUCGGCUGAUUUAGAAAUAGCACGUUUGCAGAGGGAUCAGCAGAAGUUCCAUGGUCUACCAUUAACUCCUAUUGUGCAAGACAAUCCAGUUUCAUUUGAUAUUCUUUCACAAGAGAGACAGGAAGGAGAGGGUUCAGAAAGUAUCGAUGGUACAGACACCCCCAUACGUCAUUUGUCUCUAGCAACUAUACCAACAUCAGGUUUUCUUCCCUUUGAGAAAUUGUUGCAAUCUCCACAUGAUGAACUCAGCACUUCAGCCAGCUUUAUCAGCAAUCAAGAUAGUGAAAAAUUGUUAACUGAUUUAAAUGCAGCAAAUAAGAAGAUUGAACACUUAAGUGAAGUUUUAAAUGAAAGUGAAAGUACAAAUCUUCGAUUAAGUGAACAAGUCCGUGUACUGAAAGAAGAAGUCCGCAGGCUUGAAAGAAAUAAAGAGCGUGAACAGCAUGCAGAAAAUUUGGAAUAUUUAAAAAAUGUUUUCAUAAAAUUUGCAACACUUAGUCCCUGCAGUGAAAAGGCCAUGUUGAUUCCUGUAUUAACAACGAUGCUAAAACUAAGUCCUGCAGAACAGCAGCAAUUGAAAAGCAUAUCUGGAGAUAUUGAUAGCAACGAACCGUCUGGUUCCGGAUGGGGCAGCUAUCUUCAUAGAUGGUCUGGCUUAGCAUAGAACUGCACUAUUGAAGAAGAGCACAAUCAUUAUGAGGGCAUUUCAUAUCUUUAUUUCUGUUGUGUUUUAUUGGCCUUUAUCACACUUUUAACAGAUCAUUAACAAAAAUAAUUUUAAGCCUUAAAAAUGGUUCCAUUGUGAUUUUUGUAAAUGCUUAAAAUAUGUUUAUGUAUUGGUAUUAUAUGUAAAAUUCUAAAAUGUGUUAGAUAUGUUUGAAUGAUUGGCAAAUUUUGUAUUUUUUUUCUGUUUGUUUUACAAAGUUGCUGACUGAUGAAAAAAUAGCUUUAAAUGAAUAGCACUUGAUAAUUUUUCUUUAUUUAAUAAAAAGAAAGAAGAUACCAUAUAUAUUGAUAACUUAAAAUUAUGAGAUAUUGUUAGCUAAGUUCUUUUUUUUAAUUGAUAAAUACCUCUUCAAUAUAUGUUUAUUUUUAUACUUUCAUAGUAAGACAACAAUUAGAGAAAAUUCCAUAGAUCAAUAUUUAAGCUAUUUAUUUUCUCACGUAGUUAUAAAUCGAUUUUUUAAAAAUAGUUUUUUUCAAUAUACAGCAAAAAAUUAUGAAUUCUAACAUACCAUAAUCAAUGAAAGACCAUUAUCUAAUUGUAGUUUAAUAUUUCAGCAGUCACUAUAUGCUUUGUCUUAGUAAAGGAUUAGGUAAUGUUUUUUAAUAUUCUUUCAUAAAAUAAUGUCUCUUUUCCAUACUGUUAUUUAGGUUGUUGUUUUUUUAAUUUAUGUUGCUUAUUUUAAUUAGGAAGCAUAUAUUUUUAUUUUAUAUCAACAAAUUUUAUAAAUAAUUAACUUAUGACUAUUGCAUUAAUUCAUAAUUCUGUAUUUAUACUUUUCGAUUUUCUAAUCACACUAAAUAAAUGCCUGUUUGUUGCAUUAUAAUUCCAAUGUUGUAUUAUAUAACUGAUUUUUAUGGAUUGAAAAAUAUUGUUAUCUAUUUAUCAAUACAUGAACUUUAGAAUUUUAGCUAUGAUUUUCAGAAUUGAAAACAAAUGUCUAUAGAUGUAUGUGUGUGUAUUUACAAAAUCCAUUGUAACUAGUUAUUCUGCAUACGAGUCAUUAGUUAAAAUAACAGUAUUAAUAACAAUUGUUAUAAUUUUAUUGGUCUUAAGCUAGUCACAGUAUAUGCUAAGGCACCCCCAUCCCUUCUUUUCCCAGAUAUUUAUUAACAACUUGAAUGAAAGCUUAGUGGAGAUUUUUCCUUUGCCCUUUUAGUAUGAAACUGCUCAACUGAAAAUAUAUAAAAGCUUGAAGAUAUUUGUAAUUAAUAAUAAAAUUCUCAAAAUUUCAAAGAUAUUUUUUUCAAUUAUAGUCUACAUUUUAAACUUUAAACGAAUUUUGUAACUUGUUAAAAAAAAAUUUCUUCAAAAAAGUAUUUUAUGAAUUUUUCUAUCUGAAUAAUCAUUAGUUUAUUGAAUUAAAGUUUAAAAAUGCUUUUCUUUUCUUUUCUUUUUUUUUUUUCCUCCAGGUAUCAAUUAUCACUUAUUUUAUUCCUAAAAUUUUCCUUUUCUACUUUUCUCUACCUUGAAUUAUAUUUUCAAAUUAUUUAUAAGGAAAAGAAAAGUUUUCUAUUUUGCUUUAUAUUGUAGAUAAUGGUGCUUAAUGUUUUAUGUGUGGGGUUGAUGUAAUACGUUAAUUUAAUGUAAAUUGAAAUUUUAUUCUUUUGGUUAUUGUAUAUCGAAUAUUGCUGUAGAGUUUUAUGUAAAAUAAGAAAAGAAGGAAUAACUGGCUAAUUUAUUUUGAUAUCUUGAAGUAUCAUUGAUUGGCUAUUUUAAUGAUGUUUUGUCUUGGUUGAAGUAUGUGUUUUAAUUAUUUAAAAUGUUGAAGAACUUUUGAUAUUGAUGGCAAAGUAUGCUAAUAAUCUUUCUAUAUUAUCUACAACAUUGUGGUGUUUGUGCAUAACAAAUAGGGUUUAAAAUGAUCUAACAUUCCAGGGUUUUCCCCCCUAUUUUUUCUAAGAUUAUAAAGAACUUUAUUUUUUUUAAUCUGUGUUACUUUUUUGUUUUAUUUUUAUUUUAUUUUAGAAUUUUUUUAAAAAAAUAGGAAAUUAAUACAGAAGAAUAUUAACUGCUCAAUGUUAAUUUUAUAAAUUGGUUAUUAAAUUAUAAGAAACAUUUAUUAUAUUAUUAUUAAUUAUAAAUGCUUAAGGAAAACAGAAUUUGAGAUAUUAUAUCAAAUUUUUAAAUCAAUUAAUUAUGAAUUUUAUCAAUAUUGUAUUAUUAUGUAGUUACACUUGUAAAAUCAACUGGUUUAAUUUUUUU
This is a messenger RNA of Argiope bruennichi, 8208 nucleotides long. RefSeq names its product GRIP and coiled-coil domain-containing protein 2-like. Bases 163 to 5943 code for a protein of 1926 amino acids. NCBI's taxonomy places the organism in Eukaryota, Metazoa, Arthropoda, Arachnida, Araneae, Araneidae. The record is from RefSeq and is a predicted model, not a curated record. The transcript has 22 exons.